Molecule: messenger RNA, 3811 nt
Organism: Ictalurus punctatus (channel catfish)
Lineage: Eukaryota; Metazoa; Chordata; Actinopteri; Siluriformes; Ictaluridae
Product: G-protein coupled receptor 135
Exons: 1
Coding region: 273-1613 (446 amino acids)
Biological process (GO): G protein-coupled receptor signaling pathway
Cellular component (GO): membrane
Molecular function (GO): G protein-coupled receptor activity
Source: RefSeq, a predicted model, not a curated record
CUGCACAAUGUCCAUCUCAACAUGCACAAAUAAGACCGUGCUUCUGCUGCUGCUUCAUCAGAGCAAAGAAAAAGAAGAAAAUGAGUGUGCAGAAGGAGAAGCUCUGUUUGAGAAGACCUCAGGGGUUCCUCAGGGGUGGAUGUGUGGCUCGUGGAUGGUUCUCAUUUAUUUAUUUUUAAUCCAGAGUCUCCUUUCUUAGGCUGAGACUCAGCACAUCAUUGUGAAAGGGAUGAGUCCUCUCCGGCCGUGUGGCUGCUCCUCGAUCGUGUCCAAUGGAUGUGAGUGGCAGCAACAUGACCACAGCGGUGGACAACAUAUCGACUUCGGCUCUGAUCUGGGAAACAGGGACGGCGAGUUCUCUGGCUCCUCGGAUCACAGCUGUAAACAGUACAUCUGGAGCAACUCCACUGGAGGUCUCGGAGGGAAGCUCAGUGCUGCGCGGCAUAGCCGUGGCCGCUCAGGCUCUCCUCCUCCUGGCCAUCUUUCUGCUCUCCAGCUUGGGAAACUCAGCCGUGGUGGUCGUAAUCAUCAAGCACCGACAGCUCAGGACGGUCACCAACGCGUUCAUCAUGUCCCUCUCGCUGUCCGACUUCCUCACGGCUGUGCUCUGCCUGCCUUUCUCCUUCAUCAUGCUGUUCAGUAAGGACGGCACGUGGAUGUUCGGUGAGCGUUUCUGCAUCGCCAACGGAUUCUUCAACACCUGCUUCGGGAUCAUCUCAACCCUCACCAUGACGCUCAUCUCCUUCGACCGGUAUUACGCUAUUGUCAGGCAACCGCAGGAGAAGAUCGGGAGGAAGAAGGCCAUCCAGCUGCUGGUGGCUGUCUGGCUGUCAGCGGUGAUCUUCUCUCUCCCGUGGUAUCUCCUCGUACGCACGUCGGAACACCUCGUCAUUCACAAGCGUGGAUUUUACCACUGCAUGUAUGUUUUCCACUCGGGGACGUCCCGCAUGGGCACGGUGUACAGCGUGUCCUUAAUCGUCGUGUGCUACCUCCUUCCGUUUGCGCUUAUGUGCUUCUGCCACUACAACAUCUGCAAAACAGUGCGUCUCUCCGAGAUCCGGGUGCGACCCGUCACCACGUACGCGCACCUGCUCCGGUUCUAUAGCGAGAUGAGAACGGCUACGACCGUGCUCAUCAUGAUCGUUUUCAUCAUCUUCUGCUGGGGUCCGUACUGCCUCAUGGGGAUCGUCACGGCGAUCGGAAACUACGCCUUCGAUCCGGCCAUGGACGCCGUGGCCGUGUGUAUGGCGUGGGCCAACGGCGCCAUCAACCCACUCAUUUACGCAAUGAGGAACCCCAACAUCUCCAUGCUGCUGGGUCGCAGCCGUGAGGAAGGAUACAGGACUAGAAACGUCGCUGCGUAUCUGUCUGCGCAGACUCGGACACGCAGACGAACAGCGUCACGCUCGCACGCGAUACGAGAGCGCUACAUAACGGGAACACGUGCUGGUGGAAACAGUCGAGUGUCGUCCUCGAGCCCGGCCAACGGUGGAGAAGUGGCCAUGUGGGCGUGCAAGAACCCAGCCGUGUUUUUCUGCACAGAUGCGCAUGUCGACACGGCCACGGAGCUCGGACGCGAACCAAAACACGACACGGCGAAUACCAGUCUCUGAUUUGAUAUUUUGCCACAACAGCUCGUGUUAGUAGGUUUAUAAACACACAUGAGUAGCUGGACUGGCGUUAUAAAUGUCAUUUGCAUCAAUGUUUACGUAAUUUGUGCCAAACUAAGUGCCAAACUAGACACCAGGGUGCGUGCGAUCGCAUCCCAACACUGUGGACGAAUCAAGAUGGAACAUUUUGGCCUACGGCGCUUUAACAUGGGGGGAGACGUGGGAUGGUCUUAACACUUUUUACUUCUUCUUCUUUAUUUUCUUUUUUAUUUACGUUUCUCUUAAUUUAAUGCCGCAGUCACACCUGAAAUCUUGCAAGAAAAAAAAUCUACUGAAUGUGACCAACUUAUGUAACUAAACUUAAUUUAAAAAGAAAAAAAAAAACAUUUUACUUGUUAAACUUCUCUGAACAAAAGCUGGUGUGACUGAGAUUUAAUUCAAAUACUUCACUCAAAAUCCACCAUCAGUUUUUUUUUUACAUGUCUGUUAUGCAAAUGAGACGUAUCUAUGCCUCUGUGCUGAAUAAAAAAUGAAGUUAUGCGUCUGUGAAGGUGUAGAGAGAAAUGAAUUAUUCGUUCAAAUUGAAUCCAGUCAUAUUAAACAGACCCGUAUUUGUAUUAGAGGUGCGCGGUGGCCGACAAAACCCUACUACAUUUCACACUGCAGAUUACGUCUUAGGAAGUGAAAAUCUCAUGAAUAUAGCCAAAUAUAUCUUAUAGUCCUAAUAUUAUAUCUGAUUAUUGAAAUUGCUUAAAUGUGUCUUAUUCUAUGGGUAGAGAUUAUUUCUUCUUUUUAGAAAGAAAUGCUUGUAAUGAUCUGCAAAUAGAAUAAGACAUGUUUCAAGCUUGAAAUAUGUUCAUGUCUAGAAAUGGGCGCCAUCAUUUAAUUUUUGUUUUACUGUAAAGAUUUCAACAGUUGCUCAGCUUGCGUCUAAUGAGACAGAAAUUUCUGUGUAAGACGGAGAAUUGUGUGUGGCCAUAUCAUAUAGUGUGCACUUUAGGAAUUUAAACUGUUACAGUGUUAUGCCAUAACAGUGUUACGCUAUUGGAGUGUUACAGCGGUUAUAGUGUUACACAAUUACAGUGUAACACUAUUACAGUGUUACAUUGUUACACUAUUACAGUGUUAAACUAUUAUGCUGUUACAUUUUUACACUAUGACAGUGUUACAGUGUAACACUAUUACAGUGUUACAAAGUUACAGUGUAACACUAUUACAGUGUUAGUGUUAAACUAUUAUGCUGUUACACUGUUACACUAUUACAGUGUUAAACUAUUAUGCUGUUACAUUGUUACACUAUGACAGUAUUACAGUGUUACAUUGUUACAGUGUUAGUGUUAAAUUAUUAUGCUGUUACAUUGUUACAGUGUUACAGAGUUAAACUAUUAUGCUGUUACAUUGUUCCAGUGUUAAACUAUUAUGCUGUUACAGUGUUACAUUAUUACAGUGUUAAACUAUUAUGCUGUUACAUUGUUACAGUGUAACACUAUGGCAGUGUUACAUUAUUACUGUGUUACACUAUUACAGUGUUACAAUGUUACAGUGUUACACUCUUACUGUUUUACGCUGUUACAGUGUUACACUAUUAAAGUGUUAUGGUGUUACACUAUUAUGCUGCUAGUGUCACAGCAUUUUAGUGUUAAACCUUUACAGUGUUAUAGUGUUACAGUGUUACUCUAUUACAACGUUAUGGCGUUAAGGCGUUAUGAUGUUAUGAUUCUCCCCGUCUCCCUUCCUCAUGUGAAAAAGCGAAGAUUUCCUCAUUGCACUAAGAAAAAAAAGUAUAAACGAGAGCUGAAUUAUUAGCGUAUUCAUAUUUAAUUGCAUUUCUUUGAUCUUUUUUUAUUUGUAAGACACACACACACUUGACAUAAUAUACAAAUCAUUUGCAGAGGUUUUGUGCACACAAGCAUGCACGCUGAUCUAAAACAGAUGGACACUGCUGUUAAAAACAUCAUAAGGAAACUGUUUACACAAUAAAGAUGGCUUUUGAUCCAGCAAAGUACAAACUGUGUUUAUUAAUCAUCCAUGUUCAUAUUUAAUUUGUCGGAAACAUCAAAGCAUGGGCAUUUUGGAUAAAAAAAUUCAAUCAGCCAAGAUAUGUUUGGUGUCGAAAAUUUGCGUCCUUGGCUUUCUGCUUGAGCUAUGAGCUGCAAAUGAAGGUUCAUAGGUACACAUUUAUACACUUAGUGGUUCUUCAG